Molecule: messenger RNA, 1456 nt
Organism: Dendronephthya gigantea
Lineage: Eukaryota; Metazoa; Cnidaria; Anthozoa; Malacalcyonacea; Nephtheidae
Product: collagen alpha-1(XII) chain-like
Exons: 4
Coding region: 66-968 (300 amino acids)
Source: RefSeq, a predicted model, not a curated record
CAGUCCUGUUAGGCAUCUGUGCGUUAAUUUUUCUCAUCACAACGCUCCAACUAAGCGAAUGCCAGAUGAGCAUUAAUCAAGCAAUGUUUCGGAAAAGUCAACAGAAAUACUUAGCAAAUCAUGUCAUUAAUUCGCAACAUGCGAAUACCGAGUUGGAAUGCUCCAUGCAUUGUGUUGGUGAUCAAUCGUGUGCUUCAGUGAAUUUUAAAACCUCUGGAACCGGUAAAGGUCUUUGUGAGCUCAACAGUAAGACAAUUAAAGCGAUAUCUUACGUUGAUGGGAGCAUGAAUAACCCAGAAUUCAACCAUCUUUACAAAGUUAAAGAAAAGGCUUCUGGUGUUCCGCCAACCUCAGAGGAAGUGUGCCUUAAGAAAAAACAUGAUAUUUUGAUGGUUGUUGAUGGGUCUGGCAGCGUCGGGGAAGCAAGUUUUGACAAAGUCAAAGAAUUCAUCCAGAAAGUUAACACAAAGUUUGAUAUUGGGCCAGGAAAGACACAGGAAGCGCUAGUGCAGUUUGGUUCUCCAUCAGAUACACGAAUCGAGUUCAAUCUUGGGAAAAAGAAGACGUUGGAAGAAGUAAAUCAAGGAGUUGAAGACAUCAAAUUUCUGAACUCGGGUACUACCGCAACUGGGGAUGCUUUAAGUAAAAGUAGAGACAUGGUAUUCAACGGAACUGGUAAUGACCAUCCUGACGCCCCAAACGUCCUUGUACUCUUCACAGAUGGCAAAAGCAACGAUCACCAGGGUGUUGACUACCAAGUUGAACAAGCAGAUAUGUUGAAAAAUGAGGGUGCGAAAAUUAUUACAGUGGGAAUGGGAAAAAGUGUUAUAACAGAGGAACUUCGUACGAAAAUGCGGCAAAUAGCAAGCACGGCGGCUGAUAGUGGUGAGCCUCUGAUGUUUGAAGCAAGUUAUGCAAAUUUCGAUUCGAUUGCUAAUAAUAUUACCACUGCAAUCUGUAGCGUGUGAAGCGUAUAAAAUAUGUGGAAUCCUACAGAACUAGAAAUCCGUUGAAACAUUGUUAGCAACAAUCGUAUUUAUUUAUAGCGAACGAUAAAACUAGGGAAUACAUAUAAUUAUAUUCAUGCGGGUCCCCAUUUCUGGGUCACCCUGUUGCAGCUUAACUGCAAGAAAAAUUAAUAUGUAAAUUUUAAUCUGCACGAACCACACAAUAUACCAGGUAUACAAUAUACUGUAUAUACGACAGGAUGCAUUGGCUAGCGUAGAAAUUUUCACCCCCAAUGGCCGGAUCAAUGUAAACAUAUUGAAAUAAGCUAUGCGGAACGUACUGUGACUGCAACGUCUAUCUGAUAUGGAAAGUAAUCCGGUACGCUACUAAUUCAAUAUCGUGAAACUGGGGUCUUAACGCCGGCCUGUUUACAUGGAGCCACUUAAUUAUUUUUUUUUCUCUCAUGAGUCAAACAUUCAUGUAUUAUUCAGUUGCAUAAUAUCUAUAA